AUGUCCACCCCUCCAAGCUUCAAACUCGACCCCACAAUCUUCAACGCCGACUUCUACAAACGCAUGGCCGACUUCUGGUUCUCCGGCGUCGACACCACCGGCCGCUCCUUCGAAACCAACACGAUGCACCGCUGGUUCGGCGCAGGCAGCCCAGACGAAAAGCGCAGUUUCGACGACGCAUGCAGAGUCAUAGCCUCCCCGGCCCUCUCCAGCAUCAGCCCCACUCACUUCCCCAACCCAACCGCCCAACCCUUCCUCGACGAGUUGGCGCGCGUACACAACGAGGGAACAGGCAUGUGCACGACGCACGAUGAAGACGUAGCCUGGACCGCCCUAGCCCUCGUCCUGCUGCUCGACCAAAUGCCCAGGAACUUGUUUCGCGCGGGCGAGGGCCUGAGAAGUGUGUAUAUGCAUUACGACAAGAUGUCUUAUGCUCUUGCUUCAACCCUGAUUACAACUCCCUCUCUACCUUUUCCCCGGCCAGACAAACACCCGCUCUUCUCGCGCUCUGCUGCUCAUAGGUCGUGGUUCUUCAUGCCGCUAAUGCACAGUGAGGAUCCCGCCGCCCACGACCUCCUCGCCGCAGAAGUCGCGUCGUUCCGGGCAGAAUGGGAAGGCAUGCAGGAUGUGGACGGCUCAAGGACGCUUAUGGAGCGCUUCCACGAGGCGGCAAUGACGCAUAGAGACAUUGUGGAGAAAUUUGGACGAUAUCCGCAUCGUAAUGUGGCCAUGGGGAGAACGAGCACGCCCGAGGAGCUAGAGUUUCUGGACAACGGGGGACCGACGUUUGGGGUGGUUGUGGAGAAGGAGGCGGGUGGGGAAGGGGCUUCAUCAUAG
Molecule: messenger RNA, 837 nt
Organism: Plenodomus lingam JN3
Lineage: Eukaryota; Fungi; Ascomycota; Dothideomycetes; Pleosporales; Leptosphaeriaceae
Molecular function (GO): protein binding
Source: RefSeq, a predicted model, not a curated record